Molecule: messenger RNA, 1929 nt
Organism: Arabidopsis arenosa
Lineage: Eukaryota; Viridiplantae; Streptophyta; Magnoliopsida; Brassicales; Brassicaceae
Source: the annotation of a GenBank genome assembly
UUCUUCCUUGAUUGCCAAGCUUUGUUAAAUCUCCAAGUCAAGGCUGUUCUCGCGGUGGAGCUUUUCCUUCCCGGCUGAGGAAAAAUGUCCAGUUCGAUUCAGAAUGAAUUGCAAUCAGAGCAAAACAACUCCGAAGCAACGAGUAUCGAAACCAUCGAGCCACCUGCAGAUAUCAUAACUAGAACUAUUGUCGAAAGCACUGCACGUUCUGUUUCCAAAAACGGCUUGGAGCUUGAGAGAAAGAUCAUUGCCUCUUCAACUGAUCCAAGAUUCAACUUCUUGAGGAACACGGAAGAUCCUUGUCACCGAUAUUACAAGCACAAGCUUGCUGAAUACUCUGCUCAGAAUCAAGAUGAUUCUACAAAUGAACCAAACAUCAAAAUCUUUCACGCACCUAAAGAUGUACCAACUACAAGUAUUGUCGAUACAGCAGCGCGUUUGGUUUCCAAAUUUGGGUUGGAGUUUGAGAUGAUGGUUAAGGACUCUAAUACAGAUGAUGAAAGAUUCAACUUCUUGAAAAGCUCUGAACAUCCUUAUCACGCAUUGUACAAGCAAAAGCUUGAUGAAUACGCAUCAGAUCCUCGUGACGAAUAUUAUCAGCGCAAGAUUGCUGAAUGCUACGUUCAGAAUCGAAAGGGAGCUACUGAUGUUUCAUAUCCUAUGGAUAUCAAAAUCUUUCAUGCCCCUCCAGAUGCCCAAACUGCAGCCAUUGUAGACAGAGUGGCAUUUCUGGUUUCCAAAUAUGGGUGGCAGUUUAAGAUGAUGGUCAUGGCCUCUAAUACAAAUGAUGCAAGAUUCGACUUUCUUAUGAGCUCACCAGAUGUUGACCUUGCUCAAGAUUAUUACCAGAAUAGGCUUGGUGCAUACUGUCAUCAGAAUCAUGAUAAAGUUCCUCAUCUUGUGCCGCCCUAUACUCAUUCUCAGUCUAGGGUUCAGUCUCAAAGACUUGUUCUGCCUAAUUUUCUAGAUUGUAGAGUUCUUGAAGGGAUGACGCUCGAGGAGCUUGAUACCGUUAAGGUCACAGGGCAGUUUGUGGCGUGGUAUGGGGAUGUUUUUCGUGGGAAACUGAUGGAAAGAGUGAUGAUGAACCAUCAGUUUGAGUUUAUGAAGCAAACUGAUUACAGGUUCUCUUUCUUCAACGAGUUUGUUGUUGGGUAUUCGCAAGUAUUAAAUCCUCCCAAAUAUUUGAAAGAUAAGCUGAAUAACAAUGCCGCCUAUAUGACCGCCAUUCUUGAGGCUUUUCUCGAACGUAUUCUAUGGGAUCAUGUUCAGGAGCUUAAAUGGCUUGAUGGAGGGGAGAGGUCUAUGAUUGAGUGGCAUAAUUCUGUGUCCAAAGAUUUUGUGGAGGAUCUAGAGUUGCUACCACUUCCUCCAACAAAGAGACCAGAGUUGGAUGAGUCAGCCCUUGUUCCACUUGAGCCAGAAGACCAGUUUCUUGCACAACAUGAAUGUUUGUCUAGUAUUAACAUAAUCAGGGUGAUUUGCGUUCCCGAUGGGCGAGUAAUAAAGAUCAGAGUGGAGUCAUUGUCUGAAAACGUAGCAAGUUUAAAGGAGAAAAUAGCUGAGGUCGUCCAGAUUCCAGCUAACAAACACAUGUUGAGUGGAUGCAGAGCGGUUUUAGAGGACAAUAAUAGGUCACUUGCUUAUUACAAUGUGGCAGCAGGAGAGAUCCUAAAACUAGACGUGGUCUGACACAAAGGAAAUGCUUUUCAAUCUCUGAAUACUCUCUUUAAGAAUAUCUCUACUGAUACAAGAGAAUGACUAUUGUUACUUAUAAUUGACUUAAGUUUGUUUUAUCUUGGCAGCUACUUCUUAUGGUUCAUGGUGAAGCUCUUUCAGAGCAGUUUGGUUUCUCUUCUAAAGUUUUCAACAAGUAAACAUAUUGUAGUGAUUUGACUUGUAAAAUAUCAAUAAGGAUGUUAUAUCUCA